Molecule: messenger RNA, 2132 nt
Organism: Aureobasidium subglaciale EXF-2481
Lineage: Eukaryota; Fungi; Ascomycota; Dothideomycetes; Dothideales; Saccotheciaceae
Exons: 1
Coding region: 310-1716 (468 amino acids)
Molecular function (GO): protein binding
Source: RefSeq, a predicted model, not a curated record
GUAGUCAGAUAUCAAAUCACCAUGUCUGAGUCUGCGUUCUACUUUCACCGUGUCGUUUUGGGCGACCCUGCUUCGUAAACGGUCAAUGCGCGAAAAGCUUUCAACCUCGAAAUAUUGCGAUUACCAAGCAAACAUUGGAUUCCAACAUGUAGCUCUUGCCGCUGCUUCAUAGAGCUACCGUCGCUGAAUGAGCUGAAACUACUGCAUAUCGUUUGAGAGACGUCGCCGCCUCUGUCCAGUGUUGCCGGGAAGGAUAUCGAGGCCGCCCACCGAAUCAAGCCACGACAUAAUCACAGCAUUGUGUCAGCCAUGUCAAGUCAAUUUACACUACAACUGGAUACAUUACCAGGAGAAGUCAUUGACGGGAUAUGUGAUCAUCUCAACAAGAAAGAGCUCAAGGCUCUCCGAUUGUCCACGAAAAGGAUAUCCGCAAUUGCAACCACACAUCUGGCAAAGGAGUACAUGUUCAAUCUCUGCUCUCUCAUGACCCGUCGUAGUCUGGAGAAGCUAGCAGAGAUUUGUGCACAUCCUCAGUUUGGUCCGCAUGUUCGCAAAGUCCAUCUGUCUUCCGGUCGCGUCCAUCCUCGCGAGAUGCGAGCACUGAUCGAAAGAGUCGAAGAUAUGCAACGGCGCAUUCCUCCGCCAACAUCAGCUCAAGUCAAGAGAGCGAAGGCGAAAAUGCAAGAUGCGAUGAACAGAUCUUCCAAGGAGUAUGAGCUUGAAGUCUCGGGAGAUGCAGUCAGUAUACUCUCUCGCGCCUUUGCUGCACUGCGCACUUAUCAAACGCCCAUCAUCUUGGAUAUCUCAGACUUUGAGGUACCACGGUGGGAUCCGGUGACCUUGUUCUUGGACAGGUAUAAUCACUUUCAUGGAGAGCCGGAGCUUUGCUUCAAGUCGACAAUGGAGCCUUGUCUGGAAGCUAUUUUUCGCACAAAGAUGCAGUUCGCCGAGCUCGAGUUGACUGUUGAUGCUCUCUCAAUUGAUCCAGAAGAGCGUGGGUACGAUACACACACCAUGCGAUCAGAGGGUCUUGAACUUCUAGCCAGCCUGAAGAGUGUGGCUCUCGAUUUCAACAACACAUUUGACGCAGCUGGCACGAAAUCUACUGCGCACAUUCUUUCUUACGCUAACGCUCUGGAGAACUUCACUUAUCGACAAGGCUGUGAUGACCUCAAUCGCGAUGAUUGGUUCUCACCACAACAACAACUUAAACUCUUGACCAACAAUCAGUUCGCAGUAUCCGAUGCGAUCCUGGAGUCAGUCAAGUCAGCCAAACUAACAGCGCUAUGGAUUGAGUAUGCGCCACUGUCAUAUGACACCAUAGUGCAAGUGAUGGAGAUGCACGCCGACACACUAACCAGUAUCCGCAUUGCUCACACCUGUUUACGCGACGGUAAUUGGAGCGACCUCUUCUCCAACAUCAAGAAGAAUUGUCGCUUUCUGACGCAACUUGACAUCGAGAAUCUAAGCCAAGCCAGACCUGACCGGAAAGAGGGUGACUAUCGCCCGCUGAUUCUGCCUGAAGAAUGGAAUCUUGGAUUGAGUGGUUCCAGGGCUGAGGUUGAGGAAACACUUGAGAAACUUGUCAAUGCUCCGUCGCUAGAGGUGUUGGAGUUGGAAGAUAGAAGAAUGAGGAUACAGAUGAAUGAUGUUGGUAUGGCAGAUGAUGACGAUGAUCUUGAUCCGGAUGCUGGAUCCUCGGAUCUAGACUUGUGAAGGUAUUCAUGUCUUCUAGUCGAAUAGAAAAUCAGGGGUCAACGACAGAGUUUUGUAAGCGUGAUGGCAGUCUCUACAUUCCCAUUUGACGACGAUCAGGAAGCUGAAACGACCACACCUACCCCGGCCAGAAUGAAUACCUAAAAAGGAUAACUUUCUGACCACCAACGCUUAUCGCUAUCUCGACCCCACACAUUCUCUUAUCUUCAUAUCUCAGAGGCACAUAAAUACAUCAAGGUAGGACUACCAGAGAGAGCCUCUAAACAGUAGCUUUCCGCUUUUGAAUCCGGCUACAAGGAGUUCACCAUAUCGCUUCUUACAUCAUGAUCUCUGCCACAGAAGUCCUCACAGCCUGGGAGGCCUGCGAUAAAACUGACUCCGCCUUCAUCCUAAUCUGCAGCGUCUUCUGCUGGCCC